Amaranthus tricolor (Joseph's coat) is the source of this 810-nucleotide messenger RNA. RefSeq lists its product as uncharacterized. Bases 1 to 810 code for a protein of 269 amino acids. NCBI's taxonomy places the organism in Eukaryota, Viridiplantae, Streptophyta, Magnoliopsida, Caryophyllales, Amaranthaceae. The record is from RefSeq and is a predicted model, not a curated record. The transcript has a single exon.
AUGUCGGUUCUUGAACUCAAAUGCCUCAAAGCUUCUUUGGAGAUCUUUAGAAAGGCUAAGGAAGACACAUGGGCCCACCUGAUGAAAACUGAUGCCGUCACAUCAAAGAUCAGAACGACAAUCGAGGGGGGGAUGAUCUUGAGGGUUGGAAGAGGUAACUUUAUCCUUUUCUGGCACGAUAAAUGGUGCGAUCUGGGCCCACUUAAAGGAGCUUUCCCUAGGCUAUUUUCCACAUCCACACAGAAGAACAUGUUCAUAGCACAAAUGGGGUCUUGGCACGAAGGAUCAUGGGCGUGGAACCUAAGAUGGCGGAGAGGCUUGUAUGACUGGGAACUUGAGGAUAUAGCAAGGCUAGCACAAAUCAUCCAGCACAAACAGCCCACAAACGACUCUGAUGCACUCAUCUGGAGGGGGUCAGGUAACUCAUCCUUUCAUGUAAAGAGCAUCUCUGAUAAAAUCCACGAAUCGUCGGCCCCACUCAUCCCCAAACAAUCUGUUGUAUCAAUAUGGCAAAGUUAUACCCCUCCCAGAGCACAGCUGACGGUCUGGUUGGCACACCUGGAAAAGCUAAAAACCAGUGCUAUCUUAUUAGAGAAAGGUAUAAUCGACCCCCAGCAGGCACUUUGCCCCUUUUGCAAUCUUGAAAUUGAAACUAAUUCCCACGUGCUGUUCACCUGUUCAUUCUCUUGGAGUAUCUGGAUGGAAGUAUUAAAUUGGUGGGGUAUCUCGGGUGUCCUACAUAAGGACUGCGAGAAAUUCUGUGUUGAAUGGAAUGGCCUAAUGAAAGGCCGAAAAUGGGAUAAACUCUAG